GUGACAUGUGUGGUCGUGUAGUACUAUCAUAUGGCAGCAACCCCGCGGAGAACACAAAAUUACAAUAAAGCCCCUCAAAAUCUCAUCCAUCAUCAUCAUAAAUAUCUCCCCAAUUGCUCUUCUUCAUCUUCCCAGUCUUUGGAGAGAGAGAGAGAGAGAGAGAGAGAAACAGAAAUCUUGCUAGAGAAUAAGAGAAAGAUCUUGAGACAGAGAGAAAUUAAAACAUGCUACGAUUCUUAAAAUCUUUGUCGAGGACAGUGCAUGAAGAGCGAUAUCAAGAUCCAGAACCAUCGAAUGGCGGUGGUGAUGAUGGAAGCCACGGUGGUGGUGAUGAUGGUGGUUGUGGGCCGACGAGUUUAACGGUGUGGAGGAAGUCAUUGUUCAUAGGCUGUAGUGGGUUCACGGUAAUAAACUCCGACGGUGACUUGGUAUAUAGAGUUGAUAAUUACGGCUGCCGCCGGCAACAAGAAGUCGUUCUCAUGGAUGCUUCCGGGAAACCCAUGUUCACUGUUUCCCGUAGCAAGGUGUUCGAAGGUGAAAUAUUAUCGAAGAAACAAAAACCAAUAUGUUGUGCAAGAAAACAUGUUGAUAUUCUACGUCCGAAGGUAAAGAUAUUAGCUCAAGUUUAUCGAACACCAUAUGAUGAGAAAGCAGGAGGGUAUGUGAUUGAGGGAUCAUACGUGAACAGAUCAUGCAAAGUUCUUGAUGAAUCAAGAAAUGUAUUGGCUGAGAUUAGAAGGAAAGAAACUACCACAAAAGGUGUUUCUUUUGGGCUAGAAGUUUUCGUGUUGGUUGUAAAUCGAGGGUUUGAUUCCGGUUUAGCAAUGGGUAUAGUUUUGUUAUUAGAUCAAAUGUCACUUUGACCAUUGUAACAAUAUAAUUAAUAUUGUGUUACAUGUGAGAGAGAUUAAGUAAAUCCAGGUAGCCGGUUGAAUCAGUGGCGCUGACUGAGAGCACGAAUCCAUACAUUUUUCAUUGGAGGAACUACAAAUUGUUCGACAAGAAUUUCAUUUGGUAUAGAACCUAGGCUAUGUUAAAGAUAUUGUAUGUCUCAUGUUUGACUGAGACACCCCUCAUACCGUAUUUUAUUGGUAUUAGAUCAACUCAUGUAUAAAUUCACAUGUAUGUAUAAAUUCUUUCGAAUAUCGAUCACAUAUGAUAUAUCUUUUUCUGUCCUAUUAGAAUUGUAACACGGUACCGAUUGCUUAAUCAUUAAUUAAAUAUCGAAAAACCAUGCCAAC
This is a messenger RNA of Lactuca saligna, 1241 nucleotides long. The record is from the annotation of a GenBank genome assembly. NCBI's taxonomy places the organism in Eukaryota, Viridiplantae, Streptophyta, Magnoliopsida, Asterales, Asteraceae.